This is a messenger RNA of Rattus rattus (black rat), 2787 nucleotides long. It is a transcript of the gene Prkcd, whose product is annotated as protein kinase C delta. Gene Ontology annotation, biological process: protein phosphorylation. Gene Ontology annotation, molecular function: ATP binding; diacylglycerol-dependent serine/threonine kinase activity. The transcript has 18 exons. Lineage: Eukaryota; Metazoa; Chordata; Mammalia; Rodentia; Muridae. The record is from RefSeq and is a predicted model, not a curated record. The coding region runs from base 244 to 2265 and encodes 673 amino acids.
CCUCGCACUUCCGUGUGCCGCGGCGCCAGAACAGGAGGCGGCGGCCGCGGGGAUCCCGCGAGCGGCCCCUGAACAUCUACGCUUCUUGCCGGGACCCGGGAGGUCCCCACUGGCCUCCGGGCCCGUCCUGAUCAGACUCGUGUCGACCUCCCCGUCCACGCGCAUCCGGGAGAGCCGCGCCACGAGACGGACCCCGGCCCGCCGGGACCCCUGGUGUCUGGCCCUGCGUCGAGAGGCUCCAUCAUGGCACCGUUCCUGCGCAUCUCCUUCAAUUCCUAUGAGCUGGGCUCCCUGCAGGCGGAGGACGAUGCAAGCCAGCCUUUCUGUGCUGUGAAGAUGAAGGAGGCACUCACCACAGACCGAGGGAAGACACUGGUACAGAAGAAGCCCACCAUGUACCCUGAGUGGAAGUCAACAUUCGACGCCCACAUCUAUGAAGGCCGUGUCAUCCAGAUUGUGCUGAUGCGGGCAGCUGAAGACCCCAUGUCAGAGGUGACCGUGGGCGUGUCAGUGCUGGCUGAGCGCUGCAAGAAGAACAACGGCAAGGCUGAGUUCUGGCUGGACCUGCAGCCUCAGGCCAAGGUGCUGAUGUGUGUGCAGUAUUUCCUGGAGGAUGGGGAUUGCAAACAGUCCAUGCGUAGUGAGGAGGAGGCCAUGUUCCCAACCAUGAACCGCCGUGGCGCCAUUAAACAGGCCAAGAUUCACUACAUCAAGAACCACGAGUUCAUCGCCACCUUCUUUGGGCAGCCCACCUUCUGUUCUGUGUGCAAAGAGUUUGUCUGGGGCCUCAACAAGCAAGGCUACAAAUGCAGGCAAUGCAACGCUGCCAUCCAUAAGAAAUGCAUCGACAAGAUUAUCGGCCGCUGCACUGGCACUGCUACCAAUAGCCGGGACACCAUCUUCCAGAAAGAACGCUUCAACAUUGACAUGCCUCACCGAUUCAAGGUUUAUAACUACAUGAGCCCCACCUUCUGUGACCACUGUGGCAGUUUGCUCUGGGGACUGGUGAAACAGGGAUUAAAGUGUGAAGACUGUGGCAUGAAUGUGCACCACAAAUGCCGGGAGAAGGUGGCCAACCUGUGUGGUAUCAACCAAAAGCUCUUGGCUGAGGCCUUGAACCAAGUGACCCAGAAAGUUUCCCGGAAGCCAGAGACACCAGAGACUGUCGGAAUAUACCAGGGAUUCGAGAAGAAGACAGCCGUCUCUGGGAAUGACAUCCCAGACAAAAAUGGGACCUAUGGCAAGAUCUGGGAGGGGAGCAACCGGUGCCGCCUUGAGAACUUCACCUUCCAGAAAGUACUUGGCAAAGGCAGCUUUGGCAAGGUACUGCUUGCAGAACUGAAGGGCAAGGACAGGUACUUUGCAAUCAAGUACCUGAAGAAGGACGUGGUGUUGAUCGACGAUGACGUGGAGUGCACCAUGGUGGAGAAGCGGGUGCUGGCGCUCGCCUGGGAGAAUCCCUUCCUCACCCAUCUCAUCUGUACCUUCCAGACCAAGGACCACCUCUUCUUUGUGAUGGAGUUCCUCAAUGGGGGCGAUCUGAUGUUCCACAUUCAGGACAAAGGCCGCUUCGAACUCUACAGGGCUACGUUUUAUGCAGCUGAGAUCAUCUGCGGACUGCAGUUUCUACAUAGCAAAGGCAUCAUUUACAGGGACCUCAAGCUAGACAAUGUAAUGCUGGACAAGGAUGGCCACAUCAAGAUUGCUGACUUCGGGAUGUGCAAAGAGAAUAUAUUUGGGGAGAACCGGGCCAGCACAUUCUGCGGCACUCCUGACUACAUCGCCCCUGAGAUCCUGCAGGGCCUGAAGUACUCAUUUUCCGUGGAUUGGUGGUCUUUUGGGGUCCUCCUCUAUGAGAUGCUCAUUGGCCAGUCCCCCUUCCAUGGUGACGAUGAGGACGAGCUCUUUGAGUCCAUCCGGGUGGACACACCACACUACCCGCGCUGGAUCACCAAGGAGUCCAAGGACAUCAUGGAGAAGCUCUUCGAGAGGGACCCUGCCAAGAGGCUGGGAGUAACAGGAAACAUCAGGCUUCACCCCUUUUUCAAGACUAUCAACUGGAACCUGCUGGAGAAGCGGAAGGUGGAGCCGCCCUUUAAGCCCAAAGUGAAAUCCCCUUCAGACUACAGCAACUUUGACCCAGAGUUCCUGAAUGAGAAACCCCAACUUUCCUUCAGUGACAAGAACCUCAUCGACUCUAUGGACCAGACAGCCUUCAAGGGCUUCUCCUUUGUGAACCCCAAAUAUGAGCAAUUCCUGGAAUAGUGAGCUCCCAGACCUGCUUUUAAUGCCCUGGCAGAGUAGGCCCAUCUGCCCUGGUUUGCAUCCGCACUGCCCGUGAAGAAGAGUGGGUGACUGGUGAUUCCUGCUGCUGCCCCCUCUUCCUCGGAGGGUCCGGCUCCUGUUGGCUGGGCUCACAGUACUUCCUCUGUGAACUGUUUGUGAAUUUGCCUUCCUUUUGCCAUCGGAGGGAAACUGUAAAUCCUGUGUGUCAUUACUUGAAUGUAGUUAUUGAAAUAUAUAUUAUAUAUAUGCACAUAUAUAUAAUAGGCUGUAUAUAUUGCUCAGUAUAGAAAGCAUGUAGGAGACUGGUGAUGUGUUGACCUUUUUUUAAAAAAAAACCAUAUGUAUACGUGUGUAUGUAUACAUCUACACACGUAUACAUAUAUGUAUGUAUGUAUGUAUGUAUGUAUGUAUAUAUGACCAAAAGAAAAAGAGAGCACAAGCUACCUGAACCACAGGAUUGUUUAUGUGUGUAUAAAUAAACACUGAAUGGUACCAACCUGA